Molecule: messenger RNA, 792 nt
Organism: Rangifer tarandus platyrhynchus (Svalbard reindeer)
Lineage: Eukaryota; Metazoa; Chordata; Mammalia; Artiodactyla; Cervidae
Source: the annotation of a GenBank genome assembly
AUGUGGGAACUCCGGUCCAUAGCCUUCUCCAGGGCAGUGCUCGCAGAGUUCCUGGCCACACUCCUCUUUGUCUUCUUUGGCCUCGGCUCAGCCCUCAACUGGCCACAGGCCUUGCCCUCUGUGCUGCAGAUCGCCAUGGCCUUCGGCCUGGCUAUCGGCACCCUGGUGCAGGCUCUGGGCCACGUCAGCGGGGCCCACAUCAACCCUGCUGUGACUGUGGCCUGCCUGGUGGGCUGCCACGUCUCCUUUCUCCGUGCUGUCUUCUACGUGGCUGCCCAGCUGCUGGGGGCUGUGGCCGGGGCUGCCCUGCUCCAUGAGAUCACACCACCAGAUAUCCGAGGGGACCUGGCUGUCAAUGCCCUCAGCAACAACUCGACAGCUGGCCAGGCGGUUACUGUAGAGCUUUUCCUGACACUGCAGCUCGUGCUCUGCAUCUUCGCCUCCACCGAUGAGCGCCGUGGAGACAACGUGGGCACCCCUGCCCUCUCCAUCGGGUUCUCUGUGGCCCUGGGCCACCUCCUUGGGAUCCACUACACUGGCUGCUCCAUGAAUCCUGCCCGCUCCCUGGCUCCAGCUAUCGUCACCGGCAAGUUUGAUGACCACUGGGUGUUCUGGGUGGGGCCCAUCGUGGGGGCUGCCACGGCUGCCAUCAUCUACUUCUACCUGCUCUUCCCCCACUCCCUGAGCCUGAGUGAUCGUGCGGCCAUCCUCAAGGGCACGUAUGAGCCCGACGAGGACUGGGAGGAGAACCGAGAGGAGCGGAAGAAGACCAUGGAGCUGACCGCCCACUGA